Messenger RNA from Acaulospora colombiana, 1011 nucleotides. The record is from the annotation of a GenBank genome assembly. Lineage: Eukaryota; Fungi; Glomeromycota; Glomeromycetes; Diversisporales; Acaulosporaceae.
AUUGUGCCGUUUAUUUUUGCGGAGUUUGAGUUGACAUUACUCGCUACUUGUAUCGUUACGAUGGACCUGGCCUCAAUCCGCAUAUCCGGCACUUCUCACAAAACACCGGAAUAUGGUCAAUUAGUCAAAACCCUCGAUAUUCAAUUGAAAUCAGAGGGUCACCAAGAUAUGACGAAGGUUCCAGGUGAAGAGCGAGGAGAUGUCAUCUACCCAAAGGGUUUAUCUCUCAACUCGCAUUACGACACAAUUGGGCCAAGGCUCUCCUAUUGUUUCAUCUCCUACCACAACAGAGACUAUGACCUACGCGCACCUCCAAAUACACGUAUCGCGACCUGGUACGGUACCUCAAGUGUAGAAACACUCAAUAUGGGAGCCGAUGAAGAUGCCCAUACGGGGUCUUAUGAUCUAUUCUUCAAGUCACUGAGGCAAAUUGGUGCCACGCUCGAAUUUCUUGACAUCGUCUGGGCUACCAGCCGCUACGGUUCACAGUUGACCAUUGGCUCACUUCAAGAUUUCCGCUCCCUCAAAACACUUUUUAUCAACUACUCCUUCCUUUUUCAAAAGGACAUCAAAGACGACUUGCCCAUGAUAACCGCCGUUCUUCCUCCUAAUCUAGAAGUGCUUGGGAUGCAUGCAGAGGCAUGGAGUCGUUUAAGCGAUAGCGACAAACUUGAGGGUAUCAGGAGGAUUUUAGUUGACAAGUCUCCUUCAUGCAUCCCUUCCCUACAGACAAUAGGAGAUAUAAGUAAUCCUGCAUUUCUGAGUCCACUAGAGGACUUGGCGUCCAAGAUGAAUGUCAAAAUAGAGCUCGAGGGCAAAUAUUUGACAUUCCCCCAUACUCGAAGUGCGCGAAUGCAUCCAGACGUGUGGUCUUAUUGGGAUCAAGGAGAUUAUGUGGAUUGCAUGAAGCAGCUUUUGUUUGACAAAUCGACGUUAUUGGAACGAGACUUCGAACUCGAUGUUCACAUCAAAUUGAAUCAGAUAUCCUACUAUUGGGACCAGCUCGCAUAG